AUGUCUAAUAAUAAUAAUAAUAAUAGUAAUAAUAAUAAUAAUAAUAACCAUUCUACGCCGUCAUCACCGAUGGUCGAUGAUUUUAUGUCACCAAUUUCACCAGAUAGUGGUGGUAUUACAAGUAAUAGUAAUUUUGGCAAUAGACAAAGAAGUGGUGGUAUUAGUGGAGGUACCACUCAUAAUACAAACCGAAUGACUAUACCAGCACCAAAUAAACCUUUGAAUAAAAUAAUGGGAGGUGGUGGUGGCGGUGGUGGUUUUGGUGGUAAUAGUAAUGUAGAGUCAUCACCAAUGUCAAUGUUUGUAAAUUCUUCAGUGUUUGAUUCACCAUCAUUUGUAAAAAAUACACCCAUUUUCGGGACAACACCAACUGGAACUACACCAACAUCUGGUAGUUUUAAUAACCCAUUUUUGGAUAAUCAUUUCAAUAAUUCACCAACUCGUUUAUUCUUUGACUUUGGUAAUUCAAUGUAUGGUAAAUCACCACAACACCUUUUACCGCAUCCAUUGUUACCACAUACCCCACGUGGUGGUAUCAGUAGCAAAGAUGAUGGUAAUAAUAUUAUAAUGGAUGAUGGCACCUUGGUACAAGGAGGUAUCAAUUCCAUACUUAAACCAUCAACCACUUCUCCAAUUUCAACCUCACCAACAAACACUUCUUUAAAUUCACCAAGAGGUUAUAGACCUCCAUUUUUCAAUAAUCAAUCACCUCCAAAUAGUGUACAUUCUUUACAUAAUCAUAUGACUUUUCAUCAAAAUACUCAACAUCAAAUUCAUCAACAACAGCAACAACAACAACAACAACAACAACAACAACAACAACAACAACAACAACAACAACAACAACAACAACAACAACAACAACAACAACAACAACAACAACAACAACAACAAUUACAGCAACAACAACAGUUACAACAACAACAGCAACAACAACAAUUACAGCAACAACAACAAUUACAGCAACAACAGCAAUUACAGCAACAACAGCAACAACAAUUACAGGCAGCACAACAGGAUGGAACUAUAAUUACAACAGCAGAACCAAUUACAAAAGAUAAAAAUAAAGAUGAUAGAUUUUCAUUUCAAACCAUUUCAUCAGUUUCAAGUACACUUCAUUCAAUGAAUCGAUCACCAAGAGGUCGUAAUAGUAAUAGUAGCAAUAACAAUGGAGCUGGUGGUAGUAAUAAUAGUGGAAGUGGUGGUGGUAUUAAUAAUAAUAAUAGUAAUAGUAGUAAUAGUAGUCAUCAUCAUCAUCAUCACCAUCACCAUCACCAUCAUCGUGGUACUACUCAAGAAUCAGAUGAUGAGAUUGAAGAGGAUGAACAUGUUUUAUCAUCUUCAAGUUCAUCAUCUCCAAACUCUUCACCACCAUCAUCACCAGAGAUUGAAAUUGAAACCAUCAAAGAUAUUCAUAUGACUGAUGAUUCCGAGGAUUCUUUCCAAACUUCAAAUAAUAUUAUGUUUUCAUAUAAUUCAAAUAACAGUACACCACCACAAACCAUUAAUACUCAUAUUCAACAUCAAUUAAAUCAACAUCAACAUCAUCAACAUCAAAUUCAUCUACCUUCACCAAAAUUAAAUAUGUCACAAUCACCAAAUGGUGGUUUCAGUCAAAGUCCAAAUAAACAUAGUAUUUCACCUUCAAUUCCAAUUAAUAAUUUAAAUAAUAAUCAUACUGUUAAUAAUAGUAGUAAUAAUAAUAAUAAUAAUAUAAACAAUAAUAAUAAUAAUAAUAAUAAUAAUAAUAAUAAUAAUAAUAAUAACAAUAAUAUAAAUCAUAAUAUAAAUCAUAAUAUAAAUCAUAAUAUAAAUAAUGUAAUUAAUAGUAAUAAUAGUAGUAAUAAUAAUAAUAACAAUAACAAUAGUAAUAGUGAUAAAAAUAAUAAUAAUUUUAGUGAUGAUGGUAGAGAUGAUGACCCACAAAAGAAAAAGAAAAGAAAGAAAGAUUUUGAUGAUGGUGGUAGAUGGUGUCAUCAAUGUAAAGCACUUAAAUAUCAAUAUAUUCAAUGUCAAGCUCAAGAAUUAGGAAAACCAAAAUGUAACAAAAGAUUUUGCUCAACUUGUCUCUUAAAACAUUACAACAGAGAAGUCAACAUUCUAAAGGAUGGUCCAUCAUGGGAAUGUCCAUUUUGUUUAAAUACAUGUAUUUGUGCAGCUUGUAAAAGAAAAAGGGUAAAGACUUAA
Molecule: messenger RNA, 2187 nt
Organism: Dictyostelium discoideum AX4
Lineage: Eukaryota; Evosea; Eumycetozoa; Dictyosteliales; Dictyosteliaceae
Exons: 1
Coding region: 1-2187 (728 amino acids)
Cellular component (GO): nucleus
Source: RefSeq, a predicted model, not a curated record